GCGGAUAAACGCGAAUUUCUGCCGGUGACAUGUGAUAGAGUUACUGACGCUUCAUAUAGCAGGAGUUCAGCGAACUAGAAUUUGAAAUGGGAGAUUGCCCCUCGCCUGACACUGACUUUGGAACAGAAACCAACUCAUCAUUUUUCUUAAACCUUACUUCUGCACCAAGUCAAGUCCCUUUCAACCAAGCCGCCUCCAAUGAGCACGUAGAAAGACUAAAAUUCGUCGCCUAUGGCAUCGUGAGUUCAGUGAUCAUCGCGCUCGGAAUUCUUGGAAAUGCCAUCAAUUUAGCAGUCCUUACUAGACCAAAUCUUAAAGGAGUAACAUUCGUUUACCUAACAUGGCUAGCCAUAUCCGACUUGAUGUCUCUUCUUGUCAGUUUGUCCUCCAUGUUCAGACUUCAUGGAAUGCAGCCAAGAUCUUACGCAGCUGCAUUGUAUUAUUCCUACGUGGAAAUGCCUCUAGUAAAUGCAUUCAUGGCCAGCAGUGUGUUCUUGGUUGUGGCAUUGACAGUAGAUCGGUACUUUUCAGUAUGUUUGCCAACUCGGUUCAAAGAAGUCCACAACACUGAAAGAGCUAAGCGAUCCAUAGCAGCUGCAUACAUCUGCGCAUUUUUACUGUACAUACCAGUUUGUUUCCAGAAGAAGCCAGUCGCUGUUAGGAUCGCAAAUCAAACUGAGUACAUCGCUUGCGACAACAUACCUGUUGUGACGCACACUGUUUUUAAAAUUUACUUGAUGUUAAAGGAAGUAGUGGUUCGUCUAGGUCCUGUUGUGCUAUUGGCUAUUUUGAAUACCACCAUCAUCGUUACUUUUCGCAAGACAUUAGUUAAACGUCGUGAAAUGUUAAGUAUGUCCAAUGUGAACUCAGCAGCACAACAGCAAAGGGAUGGAAACAAGAAGUAUAGAGAAGAACAAAGACUGAUUAUUCUUCUAGCGGGAAUUGUGAUUUUAUUCUUUAUCAGUAUGACACCUGCGGCGGUAUUAACGAUUUUAAACAGCGACGAUAAGGAAUUUAAUUUUGGAUUUCAAUUAUUUAGGGCUAUAGCCAACGUGUUGGAGCUUUCAAACUAUGCGAUGAACUUUUACGUGUAUUGUAUGUGUAGUUCUGAGAUUCGGCGGACAUUUAUAGCAUUGGUUACUUGCACAAAGCCUACAGUGACCAUGAGUUCUGCAAGUAGUAAACCAUCUGUGGAAAGUAAUAAUAAGUAUUGAAGUUAAGAAAUAAAUAUGUGAAAUAAUUGUAGAGUAGCAAUACUUCUGCUGUACAAUGUACAUGCAAAGUUCAAAUCGGAUAUCACAUAAGACAUUUUAAUUGAUAUCUGAAAUUUUAUUUCUUGAAAUUGGUGAACAUUAAGAUUAAACCAAGAAAAUAUGUAGAUCAACUAUCUUGUCUGCCUUCAAAAUAGUAGCUGAAAAUCCGGUUCCAGUCCGAAUGUAUUUUAAGAUUUAGGUAUGAGCUAUUUCAAUUGUGUUUUAGACCAACUUUUUUAUUUAAAUUGAAAAUACUUGCCAAAAAUCAUGUUUCAGACAAGGAAAAAUGUAUUUCAAAAUUUAGGCAUUAUCUAUCUAAAUUGUUUUUUUAUCCAGAAAAGCGUUUUAAUAUCAACUGGUUAUACAUAAUUUUUAAAAUUUAUUAAAAAUAAAAAAUGAGUAGUAAAAUUGAUACGAGUGAAGAGCGUAACUAACGAUCGAAAAAUACCUUAUGAUACAAGACAUCAAUAAUAUAAUUUUUAACUCUUUUAAUUAUUGACGUGGCAAAUGUAUUUCGUUCCGUGUAUUGCUAAAGCAAUUAAACCAGUGAAAUGAAAUUAGUUUUAAAUGAUUUCAAUAAUUAAUAUAAUCAAUUUUUAAAACCGUUUUACCAUUAGGAGGCUCAGAAAACUAAUCAAAUUUCUAGUUCGAUAAUCAAUUUAUACAUGCCAAAAUUCUGAGGCUUUUAUAAAAAGCAUUCGAAUGACAAUUUAU
This is a messenger RNA of Uloborus diversus, 1967 nucleotides long. RefSeq names its product probable G-protein coupled receptor AH9.1. Gene Ontology annotation, biological process: G protein-coupled receptor signaling pathway. Gene Ontology annotation, cellular component: membrane. Lineage: Eukaryota; Metazoa; Arthropoda; Arachnida; Araneae; Uloboridae. The coding region runs from base 87 to 1214 and encodes 375 amino acids. Gene Ontology annotation, molecular function: G protein-coupled receptor activity. The transcript has 2 exons. The record is from RefSeq and is a predicted model, not a curated record.